AUGUGGACACGUUGGAUCGCUGCUUGCAGCUUGGCAGCGCUCGGCGCAACGGCUGAGGUGACUGUAUCUGGACGUCCUGUUGCAGCAACAGCAGCAGCUGCUGCAUUGACCAGCAGUGAUGACUCCAUUGACGCCCGAGCUCAAGCCAUUGUGGACAGUUUCUCGGCAAUGGACGUGAUCGGAGAGAUGACCCAAGUCGACAUCAGCACGGUCAUGAACUCCGCGAACAACACGCUGGACGAGGACAAAGUUCGCGCCCACGCUAAACUGCACAUCGGGUCGUACCUCAACUCGUACUUCUCCGAGCGCAGGGGCAACGGCACUGGCUGGUCCGUCACGGAAUUCCGUGCACUGGUCGCGCGUAUCCAGGAGAUCACCAUGGAGGAGAACGGUGGGCACCCGAUCCUCUACGGCCUCGAUUCCGUGCACGGAGCGAACUACGUCGGAGGAGCCGUUAUCUUCCCGCAGCAGAUCAACAUGGGCGCGAGUUUCAACCCCAAGUUAGUGUACCAAGCAGGACAAAUCACGGCCCGCGACACGGAAGCUGCUGGCAUCCCGUGGAUCUUUGCACCGAUUCUAGAGGUCUCGUACAAUCCGUUGUGGGCCCGCACGUUUGAGACGUUCAGCGAGGAUCCCUACGUGGUCUCUGUCAUGGGCGACGCUCUUGUGCGGGGUCUGCAGAGCUAUGAACAGACCGCGGCCUGCAUAAAACACUUUAUCGCGUACUCCAAGACCACGAGGGGUCACGAUCGCGAAGACGCCAGCUUGUCUGACUUUGAACUUCUCAACCACUACAUGCCGCCGUUCAAAGCCGCUAUUGACGCUGGUGCCAUGACGAUGAUGGAGAACUACGUCUCGAUCAAUGGUGAACCGGUUGUGGCGAGCUCUCGCAUUUUGAACGACCUGCUUCGCUCCGACCUCGGGUUCGACGGUCUGCUUGUUACGGAUUGGGCUGAGAUCAACAAUCUCAAGGACUGGCAUCGCGUUGCGCAAACCCAAGAGGACGCCGUGGCCUUGUCACUGACGCAUACGUCGAUUGACAUGAGCAUGGUACCCACCGACACGAAGUUCAUCGACCACGCAAAGAAGAUGCUGGAGAAGCACCCGGAACAAGAAGCUCGGCUGCGGGAGUCCGCCAAGCGUAUCGUGAAGACAAAGUUGAAGCUGGGGUUGUACAAGAACCCGGUCCCUGGUGAGCAGUACGUCUCCAUGGUGGGUAACGACGACGACGUGCACGCUGCUCUGACAAUGGCUCGCGAAUCGAUCGUGCUCCUGAAGAAUGCUAACGACGUUCUGCCGCUGUCCAAGAAAGCGUCCGUCUUCCUCACGGGCCACUCUGCUGACAACGUCGGCUACCAAUGUGGCGGGUGGAGCAGAUCAUGGCAAGGAUACUCGGGCAAUGAGCUGUUUCCCCACGGCAUCAGCGUUCGCCAGGGCUUUGAAGACUUGGUCGGUAACGACUCCUUUACGUACUUCAACGGACUGCUCGCGGACGGCAACAUCUCGGACGCGGACUUGGCGAAGGCUGUCGAGCAUGCCAGCAAGCACGAGUACACGGUUGCUGUCAUUGGUGAAGCCAAUUACGCUGAAAAGCCAGGCGACAUCGAUGACUUGGCGCUGCCUGCAGGCCAGGUGAGGUACAUCGAGGCUCUGAGUAGGACCAAGACCAAGGUGAUCGUCGUGUUGUUUGAAGGCCGCCCUCGACUGCUUGGUUCGAUCCCGGACAACGCGGUAGCCAUAAUUGACGGCUUGCUGCCCUGCGAGCUCGGUGGCCAGGCAAUGGCUGAGAUUAUCUACGGUGUGGUGAACCCGAGUGGUCGACUGCCGCUCACGUACCCGAAGGACCAAGCAAACAUUGCCAUUCCAUACAACCACCUCGUCACCACUCGCUGUGCGAGCGACAACUGCCGGAUGGAAUUUGAGUUCGGCGCGGGUCUCAGCUACACGCAGUUCAAUUACUCGGGUCUGAGCCUGGACACGACGCGCCUGACGAGUGCGUCCGCAACUGUCACUGCGAAGGUGACCGUUGCGAACACGGGCAAUCGUGCCGGCAAUGAGACGGUGAUGUUGUUCGUGAUCCAGCCGUACCGCUCGAUCUCGGUGCCGGAGAUGAAGCUGCUGAAGAAAUUCACGAAGAUUGAGCUGCAGGCUGGCGAGUCGGCGGACGUCUCGUUCAAGCUGACCAUCGACGACUUGAGCGUGUAUGACCCGCAGAUCGGUAAAGGCUUGAAGCGCGUGUUCGAGGACAGCGACUAUGUCGUGGCCAUCAAGCCGGACACGUGGUGCGACGUGUACAACAACAUCACAAACCCGUUGUGUGCCGAGUUCAGCAUUGACACCAGGGGUGGCGACGGCCCAGCGCUGGUUGACACCGACGAGGUUGAAGACACAACGCAGCUUGACAUCGAUGGUGAUGAUGAUGAAGACCCAGCGCGGGUUAGCGCCAGUGGUGACGAAAGUAACCCGCUCGUUGACGUCGGCGUGACGCUUAGGUAG
Hyaloperonospora brassicae is the source of this 2496-nucleotide messenger RNA. The record is from the annotation of a GenBank genome assembly. NCBI's taxonomy places the organism in Eukaryota, Oomycota, Peronosporomycetes, Peronosporales, Peronosporaceae.